AUGAAUCCGAUCCAUGCUCUUCUUCGCCGAGCCGAAGAUGGUUCUCUUCCAACUUGCGAAACAGGUAAUGAGUAUGAUGGGCGCAUGGGCGUGCGCAUCUCCUCUAUUUUCGUGAUCCUUGUCGGCUCCGCCUUUGGCGCCCUAUUUCCUGUCUUUGCGCGCAGCUUCCAGAACUCCAAGGUCCCUAGCUGGGCAUUCUUUAUUGCCAAAUACUUUGGUUCUGGAGUUAUCAUUGCGACCGCUUUCAUCCACCUGCUGGGUCCUGCAGAAGAAGCCCUUCGAAAUGAGUGUCUCAGCGGCCCAAUCACUGAUUAUUCCUGGGCUGAGGGAAUCAUCCUUAUGACAAUCGUGGUUCUAUUCUUUGUCGAGAUGAUGGUUAUACGAUUUUCGCGUUUCGGUGAAGGCCACAGUCACGACAAUGACUCUCACAGCGACCACUCCCAUGCUCAUGGCCACGCCGGUGAGCUCAAGGGCACUGAGCUAUCGUCGAACGACGUAAACCAUCACAUGCCUGGCGAGGACCACCUUGGCCAUUCUCGAGAACACCGUGACCUCGAACUAGCUGAGAAGGGCGUUGAUCUUAAUGAGUACAUGGCUCAGCUGACCUCCGUCUUCAUCCUGGAGUUCGGUAUCAUCUUCCAUUCGAUCUUCAUCGGCUUAACCCUGGCAGUGUCUGGGCCUGAGUUCACCACUCUUUACAUCGUUCUGGUCUUUCACCAAACAUUUGAGGGUCUGGGUUUGGGUUCUCGACUGGCCACAAUCCCAUGGCCCCGCUCAAAACGCUGGACCCCAUACUUUCUAGGUAUGGGUUACGCAAUCUCCACACCAAUUGCCAUAGCUAUCGGCCUGGGCGUUCGCCAGUCCUAUCCUCCCGAAGGCUACACCACUCUCCUCGUCAAUGGUGUGUUCGAUUCAAUCUCAGCUGGUAUCUUGAUCUACACCGCUCUUGUCGAGCUGAUGGCCCACGAGUUCAUGUUCAGCACCUCGAUGCGCAGAGCCCCGCUUAAGAAUGUGCUUGCCGCGUUCGGUCUUCUGUGUUUAGGCGCCCUCUUGAUGGCGCUUCUUGGGAAAUGGGCGUGAUUUUUGUCUAUAAACUUCUUAGAAUGAGUCUUACCAUUUAUCCCUGCUGGUCAGAACAUGUAUAUAUAUAUGGUCUAUAUUUAGAUUGCCAGGCCCAUUUGCUU
Aspergillus nidulans FGSC A4 is the source of this 1184-nucleotide messenger RNA. RefSeq names its product low-affinity Zn(2+) transporter ZRT2 (gene zrfB). Gene Ontology annotation, biological process: zinc ion transmembrane transport; transmembrane transport; metal ion transport. NCBI's taxonomy places the organism in Eukaryota, Fungi, Ascomycota, Eurotiomycetes, Eurotiales, Aspergillaceae. Gene Ontology annotation, cellular component: membrane; plasma membrane. The transcript has a single exon. Gene Ontology annotation, molecular function: low-affinity zinc ion transmembrane transporter activity; zinc ion transmembrane transporter activity; metal ion transmembrane transporter activity. Bases 1 to 1080 code for a protein of 359 amino acids. The record is from RefSeq and is a predicted model, not a curated record.